AAUUCCGACUGCUUACUUCCGGUUGAUUCUGACCGGUAUCAUUUGUGUGUGGAAACAUGAUGGAGACAGAUACUCAAGCUGAUGCUGAUGGAAGUAAUUUGCGACAAGUUUCAACAGCAGUGCUGUUAAUUGUCGGAGAGCCUGCUACAGCUGAUCAUAAAAAUUUAAUUCUUGGAGAAAUAACCAAAGGUUUCCGUUGCUGGGACUGUGAAGAUGUUGAUAUCAAUGAUGAGUUGGCCCACAUUGCCAAUGCAGCUGAGCUUGGUGUGGAAGGACCAAAUGACAGUGAAGGAAUAUGUGAACGAGUACUUAACUAUGGUACAGAAAAGAUGGCCUCCAUGAUAGUUGUCAACUCUCAUCUGGAAACAUUGGUGGCAGCACUGAAAAAUUUCUUGACCUUAAGUGCUCCGUAUAAGCACCUAAUAUACGCUGGUCACUUCUUCUCUGGUAAUGGAGCGUGGGUGUUACAGGAUGACACUUUCUCUAUUGCAAGCUUCGCUCAAAUGUGUAAAGAUAAAGAAAUCGAGGAUGCGAUGAAACAACAAAAUGGUGGACAGAUUAAUUUCUACUUCAGCAAAGGAGGUGAAUGGAAAAGUGACAGCUUAAAGAAACUAGAAGUUUUCAAAAACACUGUUGUAAAAGUUAGUUCUGACGAGAAAUCUUUAGAUAAUGUUCAUGGUGUAUUGCAAUUCACUGCCUACAUUGCUAGCUUUAUUAAUGCUAAAACUUCAGAAGAUUUGUUGAGAACAUCUGACGUUGUAGGAAGUAUAAGAUUUAACAAGCCUACCUUAUAUAUCUUCCCUGGAAGUGAAGGAGAUUCAUCAUUGUUUGGAGUUAGCGGCUUUAAUCUUUUGAUAAAUGGUGGAUACAGUAGAAAAGCUUGUUUCUGGGACCUUACCAGACAUCUAGAUCGUAUUGAUGCUUUUCUCAUGACACAUUUAGGCACUGAUAAUGUAUUUGGAAUAAGCACCUUGCUGAAGCGGAAGAGUACAGAAUAUAUUCAUCCAGAAAUAGGUCACAUGUAUUUGAAUGGUUCAGAUAAAGUCAGUCAUUCAGCAGUAGUCAAUGGUCAGGCAGAUAAGGAACCUAGUUUAUGCAUCAAUUUGUCUGAUGAAGGAAGUAGAUUAAUAGAAUAUGCAAAACAACUUGGACAUGUUCCACAACAAUGCACACGUCCAAUGACUUCACAGCCAUUACAACCUAUUAAUUUGUAUCACAAAGUAGGUCACGGAUCAUUGAACAUGUAUGUUUUGAAUCCAGUCUCCGAUAGUAAAGAACUAAAAGACUUUUAUCAACAUUGGAACAAGCACCUGUCUGAACAUGGUUCCCUGCACCAGAUACCAAUUCAGAACCAGUUAUCAGUAUGUACACUUCUUGUAUGGCAACCUGCAGAUCCAAAUGAAAAAAUUACUAGAAUUUUCUUUCCUGGAAAUGCACCCCAGUACAAACUACUAGAAGGAUUAGAAAAAAUGAAGCACUUAGAUAUUUUGAAACAUGCAUCUUGUACAGCAAAAGAUUUGGAAAGUAAACCAACCUCUGCAACAAAAAGGAAUUCCUUGGCUGCACGUCCUGCUCCAAGUAAACCCCCUGUAAAAUCAGCUGAACCAGCCACUGCUAAAAGUUCAAAACCGGUAAGUGAAGUUAGACGAACAUCAGAAUUGAGAGCCUCUUCAGAUAAGAAAACCUCAGAAGUAAAAUCUUCAUUUGAACGCAAAAAGCCUGAACCAAAAAAAGAGGAAAGUAAACCACAACCCUCUAAACCAAGAGUCCCGACAGCAUCCUCUUUAAGGGCAGAUAAAGGUUCAAAAGAGGAUGAGAAUAAGAAGACAGCAAAGAAAGAUGAUAAAGCAAGUAAGCCAACAAAAACAGCUCCAGCUGCCAAAACAGCUACAAAGGCUAAAACUGAAACUAAGGCUAAAAAGGAAUCCCCUACCAAAGCACCAGCAGAAAAACCUGUAGAAAAAGUGGAGGAAGAAGUGAAAGAAAAAGUAGAGGAAAAAGAAGAGAAGAAAGAAGUAGUUGAAGAAGUGCCAAUUGUUGAGGAACCUCCUGUAGCUGUAGUUGAACCAAUGCAGGAAUCAUCAUUACUGGAUCUAUCUCCUAAUGAACCAGUUGUUGAUCUUUCUCCUUCUGAACCAGUUGUUGAUAGUGGAUUAGCAACAGAUACUGGUGUUAGUGAAGUAAAGGAGGCAUCACCAGAGCCACUACCUAAUCCUACUGAUGAGUAUGACCAAUCGAAUACUUCCUCUCCUGAUGACCUUGACUUGAUGGGAAUAGGAGGAGCUGAGAUGGGAAAUAAGAUGAUGGAAAGUUUCCAUGAAGGUUACAAUGGAGGAGAUUUAAUGUCAAACGGAACACCUACUGAGGAACAGGGGCAGAAUUUGAAUAACUUUGGAAUAUAUGAUGACAACGUGGAUGUCCAGCCAGAAGCUCUACCAGAACCUGUUGAAUACCCUGCACAGGAAGCUUUCUCACAACCUGAUAUGAUCCCAGUUAACGAUAGAAAAAGUAAUGAGGAGAAACCUCUGAUAUCUGGAAUGGCACCCAUUGAACCGGAUGUUGUACAAGGUCUUGAACCAGACGUUGAUCUAACAGCAGCCACUACAUCAACUCCACUAGAUGAUAAACCUCCAUUUGAUUUUGAUUCCUCCGAAAAAUCUAUCCCUUCAGCUGAAAGUGAACCACUUCAACCAACAACACAAGACCCAAUGCAGAAGUCAUUGUAUGGUGAUGAUAUACCAGAUCAGGGUUCAGAGGCAUUUGAAUCAUUGACAAAUUCUGAAUCUUUGAUGUCCAGCAAAGCAGCUGACAUUGCAGAACUUGACCAAACAUCAGAAGAUUUGAUGCAAAAAAGUAUGACUACUAGCCAAGAAAUGGAUCACCAUGAAGAAGAUAAUGUUAUGGAGAGGGAAAUACAGGGAGAUAAUCCACCUGAUGUAGUACAAGUACAGGAAAAAUUUGAAGAUGAAGAUAUUGUGGAAUCACAAAAUAAAAUACAAGAGAAUAUUAUUGAAUCGCAAGGUAGGAUGCAGGAAACCAUUGGUGAAGUAGAUGAAGAUGAAAUCUCACCUGACGAGAAUGACAGUCAGGUGGAUGUUAGUGAACGAAACUUAGAUGGCUUGGAAGAUAACAAAGGACAGUUAGACGAAGAAAAGGUCGACGAUGAAUCUCCAUAUGCAUUUGAAAAUAAAGCUUUUACUCAAGGUGCAGAAGUUAACGAGAAAGAAAGUUCUCCAGAGCUGAAAGAGAGUCAGGAGAAAGAUUUUGAUCUCACUGAACCAGAGGUUAAAGGUCAAGAUGAGAUUUGUGAUGAAGGUUCCAUCAGUCCAGAUGAAGGUGUAGUUGAGGACAAAUUUGCUGAAGAAGAGGAGGAUUAUUUAUGUGAUGACGAUAAAGAUUUAGCACAUGGUAAACAAGAUGGAGUUGGUAUUGAGGUUUACGAACAGGAAGAUGAAGAACAACAAGUUAAGGAGUCUUUGGAUGGAACACAUGAACAAUAUAAUGAUUCACUAGAGGUGUCUAACAUUCCUGAAGCCUUUGAAAAGGAUGAAACUCCUGACCCUAAAGAAAUACAGUCAGGAGGUGGUCUUGGGACUCCAGAAACACCAGAAAAAAGACCUUUGGAAUCCAUGGACCCAUAUGAUCCAUUUUGUUCUGGUAGUCCAAAUAUGCCAUCCAUGCAAACAUCAGAUCCAUUUGCACAAUAUGAGGAGCAAAGAAGUUCCUCCGAAUCUCCUUCAGAAGAAGUCAAGCCAGUAAAUGGAUUGGGUUUUGAUCCUUAUGCUCCUCAAUCACAGAGUCCAUUUGGUGAGGCUGCUUUCAAGGAGAAUAUGGAGGCUGAAGAGGUGGAGAAAAAAUUGUCAACUAAUCCUUUUGAUCCAGAAGCAGAAUGGGGAAAACCAAUGGGCCUACCUUCUCCCCCACCCCCAGAUGCAGGUGCUAAGCCACCAGCAGGAAAUGGCAAACCAUCUUCAGCUAAAAAGACUGCCAAGCCAGAUCCAGCUAAAAAUGGUGUGAAAAAAGAUCCUCUAGCUACUAGUAGAGCAAAAGCUAAAUUAGAUACAUCUUCAAAUGGGCCAUCCAGCAAGCUCAAUACAACUAGGACCAGGCCUGCAAGUGCUGCUGAACCAAAGUCUAAGCCUUCCACUUCCCUGGGGAAAAGACCCUCAACAUCUACAGGUUCCAGUAGAGCAAGCCCAGCUGUAAAGACCCCUCCACUUCCACCAUUUACACCAUUCUAUGUAGAUCUGACAUACAUACCAAAUCAUGGAAAUCCAUCAUAUAGCGACAUAGAAUUCUUUAAACGAGUUAGAGCUAGAUAUUAUGUCCUCAGUUCACUUUCACCUAACCCACAAACUCUCACAGCUUUAAUGGAAGCAAAGGAAACUUGGGAUAACAAGAAUUCAGAAGUCACAUUAAUACCAACCUACGAUAAUGAUACUUUACGGCACUGGAUGGGUCUCAAUCGUGAUAAAUUGAGCGAGCUAAAUAUAGAUGUCGGUCCUUCUGCAAGUCGUUGUACAAUUCAUCUUCAAGAUCAUGAAACGAGCUGCUCAGCCUACCGGUUAGAGUUCUAGUUGUGAUAUUAGACACUGUAUAUAAUUUAUUAACAUUUCGACCAAGUUGCAACAAGAAUGUGAGCUUAAUAGUUGUUUCUUGUCCAGGCCACACUUUUGUGAAUUCUGCAUUUGCUGUCAAUGUCGCAGCAGUGUUUUUUUGACAUUUUGCCAGAAAUUAGAAAUAGUGUUCAAGGUGGAAAUGAACCAUAUGUCUAUAUAUUAAAUUCAGCGCACCAGUUUUCACAGGAUUAUCUUAUUGGACUUUUCUUUUCUAAUUAAUAUUUAAAGAACAGGAUAAUGAAUAAGGUUCAUUAAUUUAAGAGAGUAGUUGAACUGUUUACAUUAAUUACCAAUUUUUGAUCAGUUUAUGAAAAGAGAAAUAUAUGGUUACCCUUGGAUCUGUAAGAAAGCAAUCAUUACCAUGUGCAAUAACAUUUUUUAUGCUUUAAUAAUGAACAAUCGUAAAAAUCGUAAUACUGAACAAUCGUAAAAAUCGUUAUACUGAACAAUCGUAAGACUGAAGAUAUGUUUGUGAUAUGGUCUACAAAAUUAUUAGAUAAAGAGAAGAAAAUGUGGCCUUUUGUUAAAUGAUGGUUUUUGUUUUUGAAACAAUCUUGGUUUUUUUAUAAUUUAUUUCUCUCUUUUCAAUGUUAUACAUGUAUUAUAAUUAUUUUUUCUUAUUUGUAAAAUUCCAAUUUGUUCUGAAAUAUAUAAAUUUUCUGCAAAUUUUAUCAAUUUGAUAUCUGUCAGACUCAUAACAGUGCUUUACAUUGAGAAAUAAGGAUGAGAAUUGACAUAAAAAAAAGAGCAACCAAAAUGGAUGUUUUAAAUUCCAUGAUGUCUGACUGUCAUUUUGUUUUUUACAGUUUGCUACAUUCAAUUAAAAUAUCUAGGUGGAUAUUUUUUUUACUAGUAACUCAAAUUUUGUUCCUUAUUGAUUAAGGCAAGGGUUGAACUCUGAACUUACUGAAUAUCUAUUUGAUAAUGCAAGGAUUGAAAAUGUUGAACUCUGAAUUUACUGAACACCUAUUUUAAAAAGCAAGUGUGAAAAAGAUUCAACUCUGAACUUAUUGAGCAUAAAUGUCACAAAGCAAGAGUUGAAAGGGUUUAUUAAUAACAUAUAUUUUAUAUGGCAACAGUUUAAGGUGUUGAACUUAUAAAUUACUGAAGAAACAAGGGUUGAAAAUGUUGAACUCUGAACCCACUGAAGCUAUUGUAUAAAGCUUUUGAUUUUGCUUUAAGUGAAAGCAGAGAUGCUUGUGUUAUAAGAUUUGCUAUAAUGAUAAGGAUGUGGUUGGUUUUUGCAUCAAAUUUAUAACAUAGAUUGUAGAAAUGAAGAAAAAAAAUGUUUGUUUAAUCUCACUGUUAUUUUUUAUAAUUAAUAUAUAUUUAAAUUUUCUUUGUUUAUAACACUUAUCAGUAGACUAAAUCAAUGAAUAAUACUUCUUGUGUGAUAUUUAUAUAUGUGUUGUAGUGUAUAAUUUAGAUACACAUCACAAACAUGUAUUGCCAUAUGUAGUCAGUAUAUUGUCACUGUCAGAUUUUUGCUUUCUUUAAAUACAUGUACUUGAACAAAAAAAGUAAGAUUUCAUUAUUAAAGCUAUUCGAAAAAUGAUUUACAAUGUUCAGACAUUUAUUCAGCUUUUAAAUGUGGCUUUCUUAAUCAUUAUGAUUUAUAUAAAAAGUCAAGGUCAUGCUUCAUACUGAGCAAUAUAUACCUGAAGUGAAAAAUGAAUAAUUUCAACAGCUUGCACGACAAAUGACAAAUUCAGGCGUAUCAAUAAAUGAGAUCAUAUCAAUAUUUAUAAAAUGUUGGAAUCUUUUAUAAUGUAAUGCAAAUAAAAUAUAAAAAAGGGGCAUCUGACAUCAUAAUACCAAUAUAUAUGGCAAAGCAUUUAUUUGAUAAUUAGCUGAACAAAUGAGGUUGUAAAGGGACCAUUUCAAAAGUUAAUUCUUUCAAAUGUCUCUGUGUUUGAUUGUGAGAAAACCUUUUUGUACAAAUAAUCGGCUGUGAGAAACAAAAACUAAUUAAUAAUUAAGUCAAAUAUAAAAAAUUAAUAGAAAUGUUGAAAGAGUGGGUUUGUGUAAAUUAUGUGAAAGCUUUUGAUAUACUUGUGUAUACAAUGCCUCCUCUGUUUAUUGUUAAUAAAAUGUAUAUUGUUUGCAUGAUUACCUAAGGGGCUUACAAAGGAGAAUGAAAGUUGUUAGAGUAGCUGAUAGGUUUUUUAUAAAACCAAACAUUUGAUUUACUAAUUUUAAAGUCCUUUGAGUCCCUUCAUGGUAAAUUUAUAUAGUGCUCAAAAUCUAGUCAGUAUUUAGCUAGGAUCUCAAUGAAUAGAGAAAGAACUUUAAUGAUAGGCUUCCAAGUACAAUGUAAUUAUAUAAGGAGUAAGUUAAUAUAUAGUACUGCUGGUAAAAUUUGGAGAUUUUUUUAUAUAGACAGUGUUAAAAAGUUCUAUGUACUUGAUGGAUAUAAAAUAUUAUUUAACUGUUUAAAUGCCUAUUGUUUAGUCUCCUAAAACAGAGAUCUUACGUGAUACAGUACAAAUUACUGUCUCAUAAAUUUUGAUAAGCAAAUGAACUUUAAGAUGUCUUUCUCAAAGGAUUAUAAGUUGAUUAGUUGGAUGAAAACUUUUUUAUAUGGAAGGAAUUUAUAUUGUAAAGCUUUGUAUAUGGGCUUAAGAUGUUAUAGUAUAGGUUUUGGUUUUAUUUUAGACAGCAAAGGAAUGUAGAUAAAGUGCAGAUUCAGUAAAAAUAAUUAUAUUCUAUUUCUGAUGAAAACAUUUUUCUAGUGAGAGACACUGGUUAUGUCUUAAACCUUUAAAAUUGAUAUAACUUAAUCGGUAAAACAAAAACCAAAAAAAUGAGGUUUGCAUGUGUUUAUAAUUAAUAGCUUUAUAGUUUAGGCUAUCCUGAAUUAUUUAUCUAUAGGAAAAAAAUUAGUAACAGCAUGCCAAUCCUUUCAGACUAGUCUGCUAAAAUUAAAUGUUUCAAAGUUAAUCUAUUCAGAACAGCUCUUCAAAGUUAACUACAAUCAAAUGUACAAUGGGAGAUAACCCAAUAAAUUUUGAGUGGUGAGGGAAGUUCUCAAAAUGUUUUGUAUUUGUGUUUGUGUUGUGCAAAAAAAAAAAGGGUAAAUUAAAAUCACUUUUUUAGAUAGUAAAAACAUAUAACUUAGAAAGGGUUUGUGUCAAGUGUUUAUAUUAAUUAUAUAAAUUUGUAUUCUAUACCAUUUGAUUUCUAUGCAUUUUUAAUUUGCCAUUGUUUUUUUUAUAUAUUUUCAAAGAUGAAAGAUUUAUACACAUGUUAAACCAUUUAUUCAAAUUAUAAGCUGUCUUUAUGCAUACCACUGUAUUUCUAAUGCCAAGCCAUUAUUUUCAUUCCGUUCUGUUUUUGUGUGUUUAUUGCCUAUUGCAUUGUUGUACAUGUUUAAUAUUCUAUGUGAACAACAAAUAAUGGCCAAACAUUAAAUGUGCCUAAAGAUAAAA
Molecule: messenger RNA, 8047 nt
Organism: Mytilus trossulus (common blue mussel)
Lineage: Eukaryota; Metazoa; Mollusca; Bivalvia; Mytilida; Mytilidae
Product: microtubule-associated protein 1B-like
Exons: 4
Coding region: 57-4577 (1506 amino acids)
Biological process (GO): axonogenesis; microtubule cytoskeleton organization; regulation of microtubule depolymerization
Cellular component (GO): microtubule; neuronal cell body; microtubule associated complex
Molecular function (GO): actin binding; microtubule binding
Source: RefSeq, a predicted model, not a curated record